Molecule: messenger RNA, 2490 nt
Organism: Pediculus humanus corporis (human body louse)
Lineage: Eukaryota; Metazoa; Arthropoda; Insecta; Psocodea; Pediculidae
Product: Nucleosome-binding protein, putative
Exons: 12
Coding region: 1-2490 (829 amino acids)
Biological process (GO): microtubule cytoskeleton organization
Cellular component (GO): microtubule cytoskeleton
Source: RefSeq, a predicted model, not a curated record
AUGGAAAAGGUCGAAGAGAGGAAGAGACAAAUUUGGGAAGCAGAAAAAGAGAGGAGAGAAGCAAUAGUGAGAAAAAAUCAAGAAAGGGAAGCAAGAAUAGAAACGAAAAAAAGGAACGAAAGGAGUUCGAUCGUAUUCGCAUUUGGAAGUUCGACUCCUCGUUUACUUGAAACAACCGACAGCAGCAAUAGUUUUUGGGGACCCAGAAGGGCAACAUCAACGGCUAAUUUGAGGUUAUUUCCGACGACGACGACAACCCCGACGAAUCCUUUGUCUCGAAGACCCUCGGAACGUGAAUUAGAACCUAAGAAAAGAGCUUCUUCUGCUGGCGGACUCUAUAGGAAUCCCGGUGAUCUAAUGUCUACAUCUAUGUACGAGGUGUUUCACUGGGAUACAGAACCCUCCUCUAAACCUCGCCUUUCUCUUGCCCCAAAUCCCGAUCCUUUACUUUCUAACAUUGACGAUCCUUCGUCGGGUCCCCUAAAUCCCCAUUUAAGUAAAUCUUUUCACAUUUCUCACGCCGCUGGUGACUCUGACAUUAGCCCUGCUAUGAGUGCGUCUCACUUAAGAAUCGGUAGGAGGAAGACUGAUCUAAUGCCUACGAUCCCUUCGCCAAGGGAUGGUACAACCAGUCGACCCACAUCUGGAUCCCGGUCCCUGGCCAGAACGCCAGGUAGGGCUUAUUCUAUGGCGCGACUCGACAUUUUGGCUCAGCCGCGAGUCGUGCAUUCGAAUCCUUAUUCGCAACCCUUAUCGGGGUCUUCGAAAUCAAUGUCGCGUAGCACUAAUCAUCUGGUAGAAAGUAAAGAGUUUCAGUCGAACACUUUGACCAAAAAGGAUACGUCAAAGAGCAUGAUGCAACUUCACUCGAAAGGUCAAUCGUUGAAUUUCAUACAGCCUCGAAUGACUAGAGCUCAACGACUAAGAAAUAAAGCAAAAGCUAUGGCUUCUUCGACAAAGAGUUUGUCACCCGACGGUGGUUUGUCGUCAGGUGACACGACACCCUCUCGUCCUGGAAGUGUACUAAGUCAAUGCAGCUUUACCAGUGCCUCGACACCGACACCCACACCGCGGUUAAGGUCUGCGCCAAGGAAGCCUAGACCGUUUAGCAUUCACAUAACCGGAGUAACAAAAGACUCGCAAAAAAUAGAUUCACCAUCGGAAGAAAAAUCAAAACUUAAAGAAUUGAAAGCGACAAAACCAACGGGUGUGAAACAACAAAUUAGGAAGCAAAAUUUACCCAAAAGCGACGACGUAACAAAACGUCAACAAGGAAUUGGAAAUAAUAAUAAUAAUAAUAAUAGUAAUAAUAAUGGAAAUGGAAUGAAUAACAACAAAAUCGAUGUCGAAACCAACGCAUCCGAAGAAAUAAAAUCAGAAAAAACAAAUGAAAAUAAUAAAGAAGAAUUAAUUGUAAAGGAUAAUAAUGAAACGAAAGAAAAUAAUGUUGUAAAUAAUAAUAAUAAUAAUAAUAAUAAUAUUACGACGAGUGACGUAGGAGCCCAAAAUUCAAAUCAAAACAUUAUGACGAAGUCAACAAAAAAUAUACAGAAUGGUAAAAAGGAAUCUUCUAGUAACGAUAAUGAUAAUUCUGGUUCCAUCGAUGACGAAUCAGGAAAAGUCAACGUUAUGACAAGAUCAAAAAUAUCAACCGAAGAAGAAGCGAAGGCAGCUUUAGCAGAAAGACGAAGGGUUGCUAGAGAGCAAGCCGAAAGAGAAGCGGAAGCGGAAAGGCUUCGUUUAGAAAUGGAAGCUAAAUUGGAAGCGGAAAGAUUGAGGAAGGAGGAAGAGGAGCAGCGUUUAGCCGAAGAAGAACAAUUAAGAUUAUUAGAGGAAGCAAGGAAAAUGGAAGAAGAUAGAUUAAUGCAAGCAAUACAGGAAGCAAAAAAAAGAGAAGAAGAAGAAAAAGAAAAACGACAGCAAGAAGAAUUGGUAAGAUUAGAAAAAGAAGAAGCGGGUAGAAAAGCUCGAGAAGAAGCGGAAAGGCAAAGAAUAGAAAUGGCCGAAAGAUUAAAGAGAGAAGAAGAAGAAAGGCAAGCAAGAAGAAAAAGAGUGGAAGCCAUAAUGAAGCGUACUCGGAAAAAUCCGGAAAAUUCGACAAAUAAGGCUGAUAGUGAAAAAGGUGAAGAAGAUGGUACGGAACAUGAAAAGGACGAACCAAAAAAUAAAUUGGAAGUUUUCUUACACGGUGAAAGAAUGUCGACGGACAUGACGUUAACCAACGGUCAAACAACUAGCCAAGAUAAUAAUCAUCAUAAUCAUCAUCAUCAUCAUCAUAAUGAUGAUGAUAAGGAGGAGGAAAUGUUGGAUUCUAAUCUGAUUGAUAAUAAUCAUUCAAACGGAGUAGACAUAACAACAAAUAAUAGUUUAGAUAAUAAUAAAAAAGAAGAAGAAGACUGUCUCAAUUCGAAUUCUACGUUGGUCACACCUUUGAUAGGUUUUCAGGGAAAAACAAAGGAAACUUCUGUCACAGCUGAUUACAUGGCCUAA